Syngnathoides biaculeatus (alligator pipefish) is the source of this 2420-nucleotide messenger RNA. RefSeq names its product MON1 secretory trafficking family member A (gene mon1a). The coding region runs from base 386 to 1954 and encodes 522 amino acids. The record is from RefSeq and is a predicted model, not a curated record. The transcript has 7 exons. NCBI's taxonomy places the organism in Eukaryota, Metazoa, Chordata, Actinopteri, Syngnathiformes, Syngnathidae. Gene Ontology annotation, biological process: protein targeting to vacuole; vesicle-mediated transport.
CAUAAAAUCUGGUGUUAGGGAUGCCACAGCUAGUUGUUGCGCCCAUGUUUGAUGGGGCAGUGUUCCCAUCAAAAACAAUGCGUGUAAAGUGAAGUCUGGAACGUUCUCACUUCUCUACCGAUUUUCGUGUGGUUAACUUUUUACUUUUUCCCCAAAAAUACAACUGCGGUAUCAAUAGUAAACGUUUGGAGGGAAAAAAUGUCAAUGAAAGAACUACAUAUCCCACAAUUCACACUGGCGUAUUUGUGCCAAUUUCUGGUUGAGAAGCAGGAAGAGGACGGAAAGAAGAUUCAUUUUCUAGCAUGUUUACUACUCCAGUAACUGUUCGAAGGGAGCUGUGUUCAUUUUUGCUGCAGACAGUUCUGGAAAUGAAAGGUGUGUGUACAUGCUCUCUGUGAUCGUGAUGGAUGGAGUAAGCCAAAGACCUUCUGUACCAUGGGAGAAUGGUACCCUGACACCUGUCCACCGGUUUUCCUCCGAGAGGGCAGACAGUCCCACGCCAGGUCUGGUAGAGGGAACUGAACCAGGUGCAGGUCAGAAAAGUGCCAUGUUUGUCCAUGCACAGUCCUUUGAGGAUCUGACUGCUGAGGCCGAAGAGGCUAGCAAGGAGGCUGAGGUGCUCAAAUCCCAAGAGUGUUCCCAGGAUAUUAAAGUGCUGGUGGAAGAGAAAAGAGUAAAGCAACAUAAUAUUCCAUCAGACUGCAGGACCAAAGAGGAAGAUGUGUCCAGCGAGGCAUGGAGGAGCCACAAAAAGCACAUGUUUGUGAUGAGCGAGGCAGGAAAGCCAAUUUAUACCCGUUAUGGCACAGAGGAGGCUCUGUCCAGCACCAUGGGUGUGAUGAUGGCCCUCGUAUCUUUUGUCGAGGCUGAGAACAACAUCAUCCGCUCCAUCCAUGCAGAUGGAUGUAAAGUGGUUUUCCUCACCAAGAGUCCAUUGGUUCUUGUGGGUGUGUCCCGUACGUGUCAGUCAGACAAAGAGCUGCUGCGGGAACUACAGUAUGUCUACUAUCAGAUUGUCAGCCUACUCACCCUCACCCAGCUCAACCACAUCUUCCAGCACAAGCAGAACUAUGACCUACGGCGCCUGCUGGCUGGUUCUGAGUAUCUCACUGACAACCUUUUGUAUCAGCUGGAUCACGACCCAGGCCUUCUACUCAGCGCCGUCACCUGCCUUCCUCUGGCCAGCUCGUCCAGGGAUGUUAUCUCGUCGAGCCUGCAGGCGGCCAAAUCCAAAAAUCUCGUUUUCUCCAUUCUGCUGGCAGGAGACCGCCUGGUUACUCUGGUUAGGAAAAAGGACCAGUUCUUGCACCACAUAGACUUGCACCUGCUCUUCAACCUUGUUGGCUCCUCUUCAUCUUUUCGAGAGGGUGAAGGCUGGACCCCCAUCUGUUUGCCAAAGUUCAAUACUGCGGGAUUUUUCCAUGCCCACAUUUCCUACCUAGAACCUGCGUCGGAGCUGUGCCUUAUCCUGGUCUCAACUGACCGAGAAGACUUUUUUAACAUGUCUGACUGCAAGCAAAAGUUUCUGGAGAGGUUGAGUAAGCGCAGUGCCUAUCAUGCUCUAAAGGAUGCGCUGACGUCUCGCAGCUAUUCUGUCAGUCAAGUUGGCAUCCCUGAACUCAGACACUUCCUGUAUAAAUCAAAGAGCUCUGGGCUGUAUACCAGCCCAGAGUUUCCUCUCGUGUAUCAGUCAGAAGAAGAGCAGGAGAGGCUAAUGGGUCUGUACCAGGACCUUCACAGUUAUGUGCAUCAUCCAACCAGACCUUUACGCUUCUUCUACCGCUGUGGUGAAACUGAAAACACGAUGGCAUGGGUGACUAGCGGCUUUGAGGUCUACCUGUGCUUCAGUCCCCUGGGCACAAAGGCGUUGGCUAUUUCUGCUGUCAACAAACUACUCAAGUGGAUCAGGAAGGAGGAGGAUCGCCUCUUUAUCCUGAGUCAUCUAACUUACUGACGGCUACUUAAAGCAUGAAUACGUUGACUGGGAAUUAUGCCUAAACUCUGUCAAAGCUAUGCACAUCUUGUUUUCACUAAAUUAAAGUUAAAAAGUAAGUAUUGUAUGAUAUUAAAAAAAAAAAAUUUAAGCCACCUGUCCUUACUAAGUUUUGUAUGGUUGAGAACGGUUCCUGAUAAAACCUGCGUCUCCAUCCUGUGCUAACAUUAUGACAUUAAGAUGCUAUUUAUUAAAGUAUUGAUUGCUAUUAAUAAAAUGUUUGCUUUUUAAAUGUAAUGGACCUUGGUGUUUAAACACGAGCAAUAACUGGAAUUCUUCUGCUACGAGCAUUGCUGUGAAUGACGAGCUACUACAUUAUUUUUUUUUUUUUUUACUGAAUAUGAUGACCACCAUGGUGAUUUAUUUACCUCUACUUUAUGCACAAUGUUUAAAUAAUUACUUAAAAUAAAAAAAGUCUUGGAUUACA